UUUGAAGCCGGUAACAAAGUGGAUUUUCUGUUUUACAAGCAGUGUUUAUAGAUAGCGUGGUCGGUAUCGACGUGUUACAUUAAGAAUUAAAAUGGCGGUUGCAUUAAAUAAAGGGAUCUUCAUAGUAGCGGCGAAACGUACGCCUUUCGGCAAAUACGGAGGUGCCUUCAGAGACGUGUUCCCAGCAGACCUGCUGGCUGUGGCCGCUAAGGAUGCACUGAAAGCCGGCAAUGUAGCCGCCGAAGUUGUUGAUACCGUCAACAUCGGACAGGUUUAUGGGGUGAGUGGUUCAUCAGAUGGUGGUCUAGCGCCCCGACACGCCUCCAUCAAGUCUGGCAUCCCUAUUGAUAAGCCAGCUCUGGGUGUCAACAGACUCUGCGGCUCCGGCUUCCAAGCUGUUAUCAACAGUGCUCAGGACAUCUUAACUGGAGCUGCCCAAGUUUCUCUAGCUGGUGGCACAGAGAACAUGUCGGCAGUGCCCUACGUUGUCAGAAACGCUCGCUUUGGAGUACCCUUAGGUGUCAAAGUGCCUUUCGAAGAUGUCUUGACUUCGUCUUCCUUGGACACUUUCUGCAACUUCACAAUGCCACAGACUGCUGAGAACUUGGCCGAGAAAUAUGGACUCCAGAGGCAGGAGGUCGAUCAAUACGCACUGCAAUCCCAGCAAAGAUGGAAAGCAGCUCACGACCAGGGUGUGUUUAAGUCGGAAAUGUCCCCGGUCACGGUGAAGGUCAAGAAGCAGGAGAAGGUGGUAGAGGUGGACGAGCACCCGCGCCCCGAUACCAACAGCGACAUGCUGAGCAAGCUGCCCGUGCUGUUCCGGAAGGGAGGCGUCGUCACUGCAGGAAACUCUUCCGGUGUUAACGACGGCGCUGGAGCUAUUAUCCUGGCGACUGAAGAGGCAGUAAAGCAGCACAACCUGACUCCACUGGUGCGUCUGCUCGGCUGGUCGUUCGUGGGUGUGGACCCCGCCGUCAUGGGCAUCGGACCAGUGCCAGCAAUACAGUCCCUGCUGCAAGCCACGGGACUCAAGCUUGAUGAUAUUGAUAUGGUUGAGAUCAACGAAGCCUUCUCAGCUCAGACUUUAGCGUGCGCCAAGGAGCUAGGUUUGGACCAAAGCAAGUUGAACGUUAACGGUGGAGCUAUCGCUAUGGGCCACCCAGUGGGCGCGUCUGGGGCUAGGAUCACUGCACAUCUCGCUCAUGAACUCAGACGCCGUGGACUGAAGAGAGGCAUUGGAUCAGCUUGCAUCGGAGGAGGACAAGGAAUCGCUCUCCUUCUCGAGACUGUUUAAAUCUUUCAUAUACUAUUAAAAUGCAAGACUGUAAACACAUGACGUAAAAUAACAACAUUUUCGUCUGAUUGUAUUUAUUUUUUAACAAAUCACUUGUAAAUAAUUGUGAAUAUUA
Trichoplusia ni (cabbage looper) is the source of this 1409-nucleotide messenger RNA. Its product is annotated as 3-ketoacyl-CoA thiolase, mitochondrial-like. The record is from RefSeq and is a predicted model, not a curated record. NCBI's taxonomy places the organism in Eukaryota, Metazoa, Arthropoda, Insecta, Lepidoptera, Noctuidae. The transcript is spliced from 8 exons. Gene Ontology annotation, molecular function: acetyl-CoA C-acetyltransferase activity. The coding region runs from base 92 to 1294 and encodes 400 amino acids. Gene Ontology annotation, biological process: fatty acid beta-oxidation.